UAUAUGAAGAAGGUGGGCUCUCUCCUCCAUCUUCCACUGUUCUCUUGGGGGGAAGGUUUAUUUUUAUUUAUUUAUUUAUUUUUAUUCAAGUCACCUCCAGGAUCGCUUCAUUAGUAUUAGUGGCCUGUAAAGAAGAAAAGAUUUUAUCAAGUAGAUUACAAUUUCUGUCCCUGUUUUCUAGCAGUCGUUUUAUCAAACAUCUGGUGGACAAAUCCAGAUGACUAAGCCCUUUAAAAACCUCUGCUGUUUGAUGAAUCCGUUCCUUGAAUACCGUUGUUUCUCUUGUUCUCCUUCAGCACCUUCCUCUUCACUUCCCUGGAUUUCUCCUCUUCAGUACCUCAAUGCCACCUCUCCCAAACCUGACCCUCCAGCCACCGAAGCCACAACCACCAUGGUAGAACCUCAGAAGAAACCCAAAUUCAUCUCUCACGAGUCGGCUAUCAACUUGAUCAAACGCGAGACCGAUCCGCAACGCGCACUUGAGAUAUUUAACAGGGUAGCGGAGCAAAGGGGGUUCAGCCACAACAAUGCUACAUAUGCUACCAUCCUCCAUAAGCUUGCCAAGUCCAAGAAAUUUCAGGCUAUUGAUGCGGUGCUUCACCAAAUGACCUAUGAAACUUGCAAAUUUCAUGAGGGUAUAUUUCUUAACCUCAUGAAACAUUUCUCCAAGUUCUCUCUUCAUGAGAGGGUGGUUGAGAUGUUUGAUGCCAUCCACCCAAUUGUCCGUGAAAAACCUUCUCUCAAAGCCAUCAGCACUUGUCUCAAUCUCCUGGUUGAGUCGAAUCAGGUUGAUUUGACCCGCAAGUUUCUCUUGAAUUCCAAGAAGAGUCUCAACUUGGAGCCCAAUACCUGCAUUUUCAACAUUUUAGUCAAGCAUCACUGCAAGAAUGGGUAUAUUGAUUCUGCUUUUGAAGUCGUCGAGGAGAUGAAAAAGUCUCAUGUUUCUUACCCAAACUUGAUCACCUACUCUACGCUGAUUAAUGGUCUCUGUGGAAGUGGAAGACUAAAAGAAGCCAUUGAAUUGUUUGAGGAAAUGGUCUCAAAGGAUCAGAUAUUGCCCGAUGCCCUGACUUACAACGCUUUGAUUAAUGGGUUUUGCCAUGGAGGGAAGGUUGAUCGAGCCCUGAAGAUAAUGGAGUUCAUGAAGAAGAAUGGAUGCAACCCAAAUGUAUUUAAUUACUCUGCCUUGAUGAAUGGCUUCUGUAAGGAGGGAAGACUGGAGGAGGCAAAGGAGGUUUUUGAGGAGAUGAAAAGCUUAGGACUGAAGCCUGAUACAGUCGGCUAUACUACUUUAAUUAAUUUUUUCUGUAGGGCUGGUAGGGUCGAUGAAGCUAUGGAGUUGCUCAGAGAUAUGAGAGAAAACAAGUGCAGAGCUGAUACUGUAACUUUCAAUGUGAUACUGGGAGGAUUGUGCAGAGAAGGAAGGUUCGAAGAGGCUCUUGGGAUGCUUGAGAGGCUACCCUAUGAGGGUGUUUACUUGAACAAAGCAAGUUACAGGAUCGUGUUGAAUUCCUUGUGCAGGGAAGGUGAAUUGCAGAAGGCGACACAGCUUGUGGGCUUGAUGCUGGGUAGGGAGGUUUUGCCCCAUUUUGCUACCUCGAAUGAGCUAUUGGUUCAUCUAUGUGAGGCUGGAAAGGUGGGCGAUGCAGUUAUGGCUUUGCUUGGAUUAUUAGAACUGGGGUUCAAACCAGAGACCAAUUCAUGGGCUCUUUUGGUUGAGUUGAUUUGCAGGGAAAGAAAGCUAUUGCCUGCAUUUGAACUGCUCGAUGACUUAGUUAUACAAGAACCGUAAAAUCCUCCAAUCUUUUAAUCAGAUGAGAGAGGUGUUUUAGAAGCAACAGGAAACGUUUGCUUGCUUGGCAUAAAAUUUGAAAACAAACUGAUUGAAAUGAAUGAAUAAGAGAGAAAUAAUUAUUUCUUUUUUCCUUUA
Messenger RNA from Vitis riparia (riverbank grape), 1930 nucleotides. Its product is annotated as pentatricopeptide repeat-containing protein At5g18475. The transcript has a single exon. Lineage: Eukaryota; Viridiplantae; Streptophyta; Magnoliopsida; Vitales; Vitaceae. Gene Ontology annotation, molecular function: protein binding. The record is from RefSeq and is a predicted model, not a curated record. Bases 218 to 1792 code for a protein of 524 amino acids.